AUGCGAUCAUGGUACCAAUUGUGCACUGCUGCACUACUAACGUCGCUAGCGUUUGGAGUUCAGGGCAAUGAGGUCAAGAUUAAAGAAGUAAACCGACAACAAUGCUCGGGCAUGUUCAGUCGCAAGGGCUGGGGAGGAGCUGUAGACCCCUUCAUCUUGACAAAGUUCGUCAAGCCAGAAGACAUACCCGAAGACCAGGAUCCCGUCGUAUCGCUUGUCAUGUUCGAGUGGUCAGAUCGCAACUAUGUCGGUAAACUUAUGGACGACACGACUUCGGAUCGCGCAUACAUCUGCGACGCCACCGCCAUCGAAGCAAAGUUUUGCAAUUCGACCGAGGAGGGCGAGUUCAUUCUGUCUCAGGACUCGGANAAGAGCAAGAGUUUGAUCAUUACUCAGGCCGUACAUCUCAAGAACCCGCCUGCUAUCAAUUACCCCAUCAAGCGUACUGGAUACUACUGUGUGGGCACAUAUGGUUAUACGGCCGAGAACUACAAUGGCAUAGUCGAAUUCCGUAACAGCUACGGUGAACUGCCUGCUGCUCAAAUCGCAAAGCUGCCCUUCUACGGUGCCCUUACUCUGGUAUACGCCCUCGCAUCCGCUGGCUGGGCUUUCCUCUACUUCCAGAACAGGCAUGAUAUCUUGCCUGUCCAGAACUACAUAACCGCCAUUUUGGUCUUCCUUGUCGUUGAAAUCUUCAUGACAUGGCUCUUCUACGACUUCCAAAACAGACAUGGCCUCAGCACAGGCGCAAAAGCAUUGCUCAUCGUAGUCUCGGUUCUCUCAGCGGGCAGAAACUCAUUCAGUUUCUUCUUGUUGCUGAUCGUGUGCAUGGGAUAUGGUGUUGUAAAACCCAGCUUGGGUCGUACCAUGAUCUGGGUUCGCUGGCUGGCAAUCACCCACUUUGUGUUUGGCGUCGUCUAUGUCAUUGCCUCGCUAUCUGUAACUCCUGAGAAUGCUGGCCCUCUGGUCUUGCUCGUCGUCCUGCCUCUCGCAGGUACUCUGACAGCCUUCUACAUCUGGACGCUUAACUCGCUCAAUGCCACCAUGAAGGAUCUAAUGGAGCGCAAACAGACCAUCAAAGCCAUGAUGUACCGUAAGCUCUGGUGGUGCAUCCUCGGUUCCAUAAUCGUCAUUUUCGUCUUUUUCUUCGUCAACAGCUGGACUUUUGCUGGCGUCAGCGAUGAGGAUUUCGUACCUACUCACUGGUCGUCGCGUUGGUUUAUCUUGGAUGGCUGGCUUAAUCUAGUAUACCUCGCAGACGUGGCCUUUGUGGCCUGGCUCUGGCGCCCCACAGCAAACAACCGCCGCUUCGCCAUGAGUGACGAGGUAUGCUUUCCCUUUAACUCUCAAUCACCCUCAACCCUACUAACAAAAUCACUANNGAUCGCUCAAGACGACGAAGGCUUUGAAAUCGCCAGCAUGCGCUCAUCCCUAGACUUUGACGACCCUGAUCUCGAAGGCGCACCACCCGCCUACGAUGCCCCUAGAACCAACGCUUCAAGCUCUGCAGCCAACCGUGAUGCUUCACCACUGCCGGCACCCAAACCAACACGACCAGCCUCAUUACCUAGAGAAUCUCUAGACGGGGAGACGAUAUUCGCCGUUGGUGGUGAAGACGACGAAGAAGAAAGAUGGAGUGAAGACGACAGUGAAAACGAAGGAAAGCAUCUAACAAGCAGCGGCAAGAAACCUUAG
This is a messenger RNA of Aureobasidium musti, 1695 nucleotides long. NCBI's taxonomy places the organism in Eukaryota, Fungi, Ascomycota, Dothideomycetes, Dothideales, Saccotheciaceae. The record is from the annotation of a GenBank genome assembly.